Impatiens glandulifera is the source of this 945-nucleotide messenger RNA. Its product is annotated as trafficking protein particle complex subunit 5. The transcript has 8 exons. Gene Ontology annotation, cellular component: TRAPPIII protein complex; TRAPPII protein complex; TRAPPI protein complex. Lineage: Eukaryota; Viridiplantae; Streptophyta; Magnoliopsida; Ericales; Balsaminaceae. Bases 112 to 741 code for a protein of 209 amino acids. Gene Ontology annotation, biological process: endoplasmic reticulum to Golgi vesicle-mediated transport. The record is from RefSeq and is a predicted model, not a curated record.
UCUUCAUCAUUAGUCUUCUUCUUCUUCUUCUUCUAGCUUCAUUUCUCAAACCCUCGUCUGUUUUUCUCUUAUUAAUUCCCCCCAGCGGUCUCCUUCUGUUCUUGUGAUCUCAUGUCUAAGAUGAUGAAAGGUGCAACUUCGAGUCCAUCUCCAAGUGGGAUGUAUGAUGUUUCCAAGACCAAGCUCAAGCAUCAGACUCUCUUGCAGGAUUAUCAAAAGCCUCAGAUGGUAAGUUUGAGUGCUUUUGCAUUCUUGUUUUCAGAGCUUGUUCAGUACAAUCAGACCCAGGUUGACAAUAUUGCAGAACUAGAGCGAAGGUUAGAGGAUGCUGGCUAUGCGGUUGGUGCAAGAGUUUUGGAACUCUUUUGUCAUCGGGAGAAGGGAAACCGAAGAGAAACACGAUUAUUGGGGAUUUUGUCAUUUGUACACAGCACAGUUUGGAAAGUGUUGUUUGGAAAGGUAGCUGACUCACUGGAAAAGGGGACGGAACAUGAAGAUGAAUACAUGAUCAGUGAGAAAGAGCUUCUUGUUAAUAGAUUUAUUUCAAUACCCAAAGACAUGGGUACAUUCAAUUGCGGUGCAUUUGUCGCAGGAAUUGUCAGGGGUGUUCUGGAUGGUGCAGGAUUCCCUGCAGUAGUUACGGCUCAUUUUGUGCCAGUUGAGGGGCAGCAACGCCCUAGAACAACUAUUUUGAUUAAGUUUGCUGAAGAGGUUCUGAGAAGAGAAGCAAGGCUCGGCUGAUCGUCAUUUUCACUUGUAUUGGGUGGUGGUUAUGAUUAUUUUUUAAGUGAAAGGAUGGCCAAAUCUGUCUGUUUGAACAUUCCAAAAUCUCUAGUACCCCUGAUUCAACUCAACACCCACACAACAUAUGAAUGAACAAUAGUUACAUUUUGUAGGCUUGACAUUAUUGUUCUCAAAAUUUGUCUCCCACACAGCAGUUUCUUA